CUUUCACUUCCUUCUUCAUCUUCUUUCUCUUUCUUCUUCAUCUUCAUCUUUCUCUUUCUUCUUCACCUUCUUCUUUUUUCUCUCUCUUCUUUACCUUCUUUUUCUUCCACUUUCUUCUUCACCUUCUUCUUUGUGUUCUUUCUUCUCUUUCUUCUUCAUCUUCUUUCUCUUUCCAUUUCUUCACAUUAUUAUAGCUGUAACCACACAACCAUCAACAUCGUCAUCAUCUUUAUUGUCAUCACCACUACCUCCAUCUCUACCUCUACCACUAUCACCACCACCACAACACCACACCACACUAAACUACCACUAUCACUUUUGCAUCAGUAUCAUCACCAUCAUCACAUCACCACAAAAUAUAUAUAUAUAUUAAACAAGCAGCAAAAGCAAGAAAACUACAUAAAUAGAGGAAGGUGGUGGAUUUAGUUAUGCCUGAACAUCACUAAUAUAUGUAUUAUUUUUCAUGCCAAAGGAUGUUGUUUACUUCCCAUCUUUGUUCUAUUAGAAUGCCACUGCGUAAUUUGGCAUGUCAGUUGCGACCCAACUUAUACUCUGACAUUGAACUUGUACUUGGUGGAUAAUGUUAAUGAAAUACAUUGAACAUUUCAGAUUGCAGAAAGUUGGCUGUGGCCGUGUGCAUGAAUAGGUUAUAGUUUUUGUUUGAGCUGUGAUGGCUUCAGAGAAUACUUCCUGCCUGGUAUCUACAUAUCGUUGUGUGCAAACUGUAUUUCAGGACCCCUUGUGUUGUACUUUGGGAAGUGUUUUAUGUUUAUGAACUUUUUAUGUUUUAUAUUAUAUUUUUAUUUUCAGUUCUUGUAUGUUUGUAACCAUGUAGAUGAAACAUAAUAGUUUAGUUGAACUAAAACUGUAGAUAUGUCAUUUGACUAGAUGAUUCAGCAACAUGUUUGCUUUCAAUUUAUUUAUUUAUUUUUGAAAUAAUAGUUUAUAAUUUUUUAGUAAUGACACAUUAUUAGGAUGACAAAGAUAACCAAAUCAUAGUGACAUACUAAUACAAUUCUCCUUCUGCAGGGUAGCACAGUCCUCAGAUAACUUUCCCAAGUAUUAAUUACAGGAAAUUUCAUGAAAACUGUGAGAUUAACUACCUCAGCCAUCUUGUACCAUGGAAGGAGUGAGGAUGAGGCAACAAUUCUGAGAAGUGCUCAGUAUUUACAAAAGGAAUUGCCGGUUCGUAUUGCCAAGAGGAUCAUGGGAUUCCGUUCCCUUCCUUUCAUUGUGGGCUGUAAUCCAAUAGUUUUGGGAGUGCAUGAGCUGUACAUUCGAGCCUUCAACAUACUAAAUGGUUAUGCUCCUGUUACUACCAAGGAAGAUGAAGUGAAUUUCAGCAGGAGGCUUUCUCAGCUCUUAGAGGAUCAUAAGAAUGUAGUAACGCACCUUGCCCAGGGCUUCAGAGAAUGCAGACGGCACAUUCAAGAUGAAGAGUCUGUGGCCCGUUUUCUGGACACAACGCUCACCUCUCGUCUAAGCAUCCGUAUGCUGGCUCAGCACCAUCUUUCUCUUAGGGAAAGUAAGCAAAACUAUGUAGGAAUCAUAAAUGUUGGAAUGAAGCUUAAGGAGGUGAUUGAACGAAGCUGUCAGUUUGUUUCUCGUAUCUCAUUGCACAAAUAUGGGAAGGUGCCAGAAAUCAAACUGUCAGGUCAUGUCAAUGCUGUCUUCCCAUAUAUUGAGUUGCCGCUGGAUUAUAUUUUGCCAGAGAUUCUAAAGAAUGCUGUGAGAGCAACAAUUGAGAGUCAUUCAGAAUAUGAAUCUGGCCACUUGCCACCCAUACAUAUCACCAUUGCUUCAAAUGAGAGAGACUUCAUAAUCAGGAUUAGUGACAGGGGUGGUGGAAUACCCCACCAUCUUGUAGGCAGAGUUCUUGAAUAUAACUUCACAACUGCAAACAAGGAGAAUAUGUCUGAUCCAGAGCAGCAAGAGGGUGUCUUCUCAAACAUGAUGGAAGCUGUUAAUCCUAAUCCAGCUGGUGGGCCCAUGCAUGGAUUCGGGUUUGGACUUCCCACUUCUAGAGCUUAUGCAGAGUACAUGGGAGGCAGCUUGGAAAUCCAAGCCAUGCAAGGUAUUGGAACUGAUGUGUAUUUGCGGAUGCAGCAUAUAAACAGUCAAGCUGGUUCCUUCCGGAUUUAAGUAGAAAUUAAUCAUACAUUACCUAGAAAUAUGGAAUGCAGACUUUCAAACACGUGUCAAGGUAGGGAGAGUAGAGUAAUAUUUUUGAUGCUAGCAUAAUUAAAGAUUAGAAGAUUAAAAUGUUAAAGGAAUGCAACAAAAGCAGAUAAGAAACUUUAAUUCAAAUCUAAUAGCUAGACAAAAAGAAGUAGAGAAGCUUCUGUAUUUGGUAAAAUUAAACUAAAUAAGUUAACAGUUUCAUCAUUAGGGUCCUUUAGGUAGAACUGAAGCCUUGGCAAACAUAUUUUAGUUGAAUCUAAACUUUUGAUUUAGAUUUGUUUGAAUACAUGCUUUAAAAUGCUAAUAGUACCUCAAUUAUAUCAGUAUUUAAAUAACAAUGGUAACUCUCAUACAUAAACAUUUAUUUAUUGCAUAUGACCACCUACUUACCAGUAUUUAUAGUGUGAAUGCAUCUUUUUCAAAACAAAACCAGUGAAUGAAUAAAAGGAUACCAUACAUUUGUUUUGAUUGGAGAAAGUACUUCUGCAUUGUCUUCUAGCAGAUGGUAUGUUUUUGGAUAAAUGGAUGCUUGUCCAUAUUAGAGUAUUGGCUUGUUGAUGGAAUUUGAGCAAAUAAUAUCAUGGUCACUGAAACAUAUAUUAUAGUAUUGAUUAAAAAACUUUUGUAUGUUUAUAACCUGUAUGUAGCAAGUACUGAGUUCAUUUUUAUGAGUCUUCCAGAUAGGAUACCUGGUAGAUUACCAACAAUUGAAAAAUAAAGUAUAAAGCAAUUGUAUAACAGAUCGUGAUUGUUGAUAACUUUAUAUCAUUAUUGUGAUAGAAGUUGAUAGGAAAGAUAUAAAAAAAAAUCUUUGUUUAGUGGUGAAAGUAAGACAUUACAGAAAGUUUUCCUUAAUUAUAAAGAUCUCAGAAAUGAAAUUUUACUGUCAUGUAUUAUUAGAUAGAUGGAUAACAAUAUUUAGUAGAAGACAAAGAUGUCAGCAUCACAAAAUAGUGAAUGAAUAGAAUUACUGAAUAAUGCUUGAUUAAGAUUAUAGCUUGGGUUUAACAGUCUUUUUCUGUAUCCUGGUUGACUUUGUAAUGUGCAACUCACUGCCAUAGCCAAAGCUUUUUAAGUGAGGAGUGAAGUCCAACUUUUAGUGUUUUAAUGGUGUAUAUAUUUCAGUGGGUGAAAGUUUCUUUGUUGUUGUUUUGUUUUUUGUUUUUUGUGCUAAUUCAUAUUAGGUUGAACAAAUCACAAAUUCAUGCUACUUCAAUGUAAUUCUAGAUAGAGUGUAAUCUGAUAAAGUUAAUGAAGAGAUAUUAUGUGGAAGGUAAAUGCAGAAAAGGGAGAUGGGGAGCUUUUUUUUAUAUAUAUGUAUAUAUGGAUCCCUACUUUUUCCUUUUGACAUUUGUCAGACUACAAUCUUGAUCUUAAGUCAUGAAACCUACUUUAUACCCUUACAACAAUAUGUAAGUGAGGAAAGGAUACGAUGUGUAGUUGACCAGAUUCUCAUAUAAAGUAUGUUUAUUUACAGUUUUGCCAUGGAAGUAUAAUUAAACAUAAUUAAUCAGUAUGAUUAAUUAAUCAGCAGUAUGCUUAAAAAAUCUUCAUAAUUCAAAGGUUAGAGAUCAUUAUUAAAAGAAUCUAACUUUAAAACAUGAUUAUAAAAAACAUGAAAUGUUUGACACUUAUGAUAUGUGACUUAUAUUUAUGUACCUACAGAUCUUGUUUAUGUAAUAUAAAAAGCUGAGGGAAAAAUUAAUAAGACAUAUUAUAUUUAUUUAUAUUUAAACAGAACACACACAAUUAUUGUUAGGGCAAAUAUGGAUGAAGUGAAUUGCAGUUCUAUUAAAAAAAAUAUUUGAUAAUCAAAUACACUGUCUGGAAAGCAACUACUUGUUACUGUAUGUAAACCCUAUGGUAGAAAUGAAAAAGAAAAAUCUACAAUUCCUCUAAUUAUACGCACACACACACACACACACACACACUUACACACACACACACACACACACACACACACACACACACA
Penaeus indicus is the source of this 4153-nucleotide messenger RNA. Its product is annotated as branched-chain alpha-ketoacid dehydrogenase kinase-like. NCBI's taxonomy places the organism in Eukaryota, Metazoa, Arthropoda, Malacostraca, Decapoda, Penaeidae. The record is from RefSeq and is a predicted model, not a curated record. Bases 1081 to 2142 code for a protein of 353 amino acids. The transcript is spliced from 9 exons. Gene Ontology annotation, cellular component: mitochondrion. Gene Ontology annotation, biological process: protein phosphorylation; regulation of glucose metabolic process. Gene Ontology annotation, molecular function: pyruvate dehydrogenase (acetyl-transferring) kinase activity.